UGUGCAAGUGAGGAUAGUUUCAGAAACAAUGCCAUGGAUAGAUUUUAUUUAUUGAUCAACUUCAUGCAGCGUGCAGUAAGCCACGUUUGCACCAGUCCUCGGUUCACAUGCACACAGUGUUUUCAAGGUGUUCAGUUGUUCCCAGCAUCCUGGAGAACUGGCCACAGUUUUUUUCUCUGGGUUGAGACUUAUCCCAGUGUCUAUUGCCCCUUCAUGUGAUCGCAGACUGACUCCACCAUGGUGUUGAGAUCAGGGCUCCGUCGUGGACAAAACAUCGGCUGCAGGACCACUGAAGCUGGUUCUCUUUUGGUUCGCAAGCGAAAAUGUUUCUCAUUAAAAUUGAAACGGGCAGUUGGACUUGAAGUCUGAGAUCCAUGACGUGCUUGAAGCAGGGAAGUACAGCUUUUUGUUCGUGCUGGAAAAGAGGAAUAUGUGUUUUUUGUCCUCCCAUUAUACUUGUACUGAAACUCAUACAUUUCCAAAAAGCAAACAGCAGCACCAUCUAUUCAAAUCAACUUAAUAUUAACUAACAAAAUCAUCAAACGUCCCUUAGAAUAUUCAUCAAAUUAUACUCAAGAUCAAAUAGAUAUAGCGAAAUACAGUAUAGCAGCGUGUCUUGCAAAAGAAUUGUUGAGGGGAAUACGAUAUCUCAACAAUACUUUGCUUGUAGAACAUACAGAAUUAAUGAGAUUAUAAACCUUAAAAUAACACUGGUCCAAUACAUUUAAUGUGUGCAGGCAGCGCAGUAUUGCUGAGCUACUAUUAGCUACCAUUGUUAAAGAACAUGCAUUUCCCUAAAAGAUGAAAACUUGCCUCCUUCUCAGUGAAAAAAAUAUUACAAUAGUAAUCACGAGGAGAUCAUGUAGAAUAACCCAAUGUGUGUGAUUUGAUUGCAGAGAAUUAAGUUGAAUACAUGACUGUUUUGUUUUGUUUUACCUGAUUAGUGAACGUCAUUUCACUAACUCAAAAUAUUAAUGAGCCGUAUUUGAUUCUAUAUUCUGCUCAGACCAAAGUUUAUAUUUCCAACUGCUCCUUCAUACAAAUUCAUGCCAGCAAUUAUGUUCAGCUUCAGCUUGAGCAGAACGCAACUUCACCACAAACUGAAUUGAUAUGGAUAAUAAUCAAAAAAUAUGAAGUGCUCAAAGCUACUAUAUAAAAACUGUAUAUUCUGACACAGAUAUAUCUAAGAUAAGCUAAGAUCAGUCGAUGUAUCCAUCCAGCAAAUUCAACAAUAAGAUGCUAGUUUCCAAGUUUUAUUAUGAGUGUAGAACAAUUUUCUUUGUUUCCUUAUGAAAAUCACCCAAAAAGUAUCUGUAGAUUUAGCACAACUUUAAACGAGCACGGCUGAGUCACCCAUGAAGUCUCCUUGUGCACGAGAACCUUGUUUUUCAGGCUCCUUUGUGGCAGUUCCCUUUUCAAGCCGCCCCAGGCAUGUUGGUGUACAGUGCAGAUACAUAGGGGGGUGAGUUCUGGCUCAUCUAUUCAAAUGUCACCUGACAGCUAAAUUAAUGUAGCCCAGAGGUGAGAAGCUGAGACCCUGGAAGCUUGUGGCUUCUACACUUGCCGCUAAAUUUCCGCUGGUGUUGGUUUCAGGCCCUUAUCAAAAGUCUUUCAUUUUGGCAGGCCGUCUGUUAAAAGUCUGUGAAAAAUGUGUGAGUCACUGGUGUUGGUCAGAGUUGAGAGCUGGUGUUGCAGUCCUAUAAGGAUGUGAGACGUUUAAUAAAAGAGUGAAAGGUCAGAGAGGGGAGGCGGCGUGCGAGCACGCUGUGGUGUUGACAGCAGAGAAGAUGGAGUGAGAGGAGUCGGUCCUGAAGUGAACCGCGUGAACGAGCCAUAUCAAACUGACCUGACCCGGCUCACCCUGUAAUCACACGCAGACCAAAAUAACCUCUGGAUAGUUGCACAGCAUAGGAUGGACCUAGUGUCCCGGUGCCUGAGGAGAUGUCUCUGGGUCGGCUCCUGCGGCGUGCCUCUUCCAAGGCCUCGGACCUCCUGACGUUUAACCCCGGGGCAGGGGGCUCGUCGUUGCGCUCAGGACUGGAUGGCGAGAUCAUCUUCUCCAAAAAUAAUGUUUGCGUGCACCCUGCGGAGCCCGUGCCCGGCCUGGCUGAGCACCACCCAGGAUAUCUGUGUGUGCACGUGGAGAAGGACGAGAGCCUGGGCACCACUCUGAUUCUGACCUGGGUGCCCAACUCCCGUAUCCAGAGGCAGGAUGAAGAGGCGCUGCGCUACAUUACGCCCGAGAGCUCCCCUGUGCGCAGGAACGCACGCCACCGAGGCCGACGACCCCACUCGCGUCCUCCAGCAGCCCAGGAGGAAGAUGAGGAUGAAGAGAGGAAUAUUACCAGCAGCACCUCUACGGAAAGCCACGGCCUGGUGGCGGAGGCUGGAGCGGACGCCUCCUCACACCAGCAGCAGCAGCAGCAGCCCUCGGCUGGGGAAGAGGGGGAUGAGGGCUCCUGUGAGCUGUCGGACGAAGUGAGCAGGGACAGCAACAUGGGUUCAGACUCGGACACCUUCUCCUCGCCCUUCUGCUUGUCCCCCGUCAGCGAGGCCCUCUGUGAAAGCAGCGGCUCUGUCUUCCUGGAUAAUGAAACCAGAGAGCUCUGUGAGGAGUCCAUGACCAACUCAGCCAGCUCGGCCUCCAGCCUGGACAGCCAUGCCCCGUCGGAGAGCAGUGGCCAGUCGCAGGGCUUGCGUUGGGAGGAGCAGCAGAAGGUGCUGGCUCUGGAGCAGUUGUGCGGAGUCUUCAGGGUGGACCUGGGUCACAUGAGGUCGCUGAGACUCUUCUUCAGUGAUGAGGCCUGUACCAGUGGCCAGCUGGUGAUAGCGAGCAGAGAGAGCCAGUAUAAGAUCCUACACUUCCAUCAUGCUGGCCUGGACAAGCUGGCUGAGGUCUUCCAACAGUGGAAGUGCUGCAGGGAAUCUCAGCCAAAAGACCAGGUGUCAGAUGAGAAAUCCUGCAUGCAGUUUUCCAUCCAGAGGGCCACCCUACCGUCAGCGGAGACCCACCCAGAGGAGAAGCUUUAUCGGCGGCUGGAUGUCACCACCUGGCUACGUCAUCUCAACCACACUGGGCAGGUAGAGGAGGAGUAUAAGCUACGCAAGGCCAUCUUCUUCGGCGGUAUUGACCCAGCCAUCCGUGGCGAGGUGUGGCCCUUCCUGCUCCACUACUACAGCUACGACUCCGGCUCCCAGGAGAGGGAGGCGUGGAGGCUGCAGAAACGCACCCACUAUCAUGACAUCCAGCAGAGGAGACUGUCUAUGAGCCCAGAGGAGCAUAGCGAGUUCUGGAGAAAGGUCCAGUUCACAGUAGAUAAAGAUGUGGUGAGAACCGACCGCAGCAACCACUUCUUCAGAGGAGAGAAUAACCCCAAUGUGGAGAUCAUGAGGCGGAUUCUGCUCAACUAUGCAGUCUUUAAUCCAGACAUGGGCUACUGCCAGGGCAUGUCUGACCUGGUGGCCCCCCUGCUCACUGAGAUCCAGGAUGAAAGCGACACCUUCUGGUGCUUUGUCGGCCUCAUGGAGAACACCAUCUUCAUCAGCUCACCACGGGAUGAGGACAUGGAGAGGCAGCUGAUGUUCCUGCGGGAGCUACUGCGUCUCAUGCUGCCCCGUUUCCACCAGCACCUGACCAGGCUCGGGGAGGACGGCCUCCAGCUGCUCUUCUGCCACCGCUGGAUCCUGCUCUGCUUCAAACGAGAGUUCCCUGACACGGAGGCUCUGCGCAUGUGGGAGGCCUGCUGGGCGCACUACCAGACGGACUAUUUCCACCUGUUCCUGUGUGUGGCCAUCAUUGUUCUCUACGGGGAGGAUGUGACGGAACAGCAGCUCGCCACUGACCAAAUGUUGCUCCACUUCAGCAACCUCUCCAUGCACAUGAAUGGAGAACUGGUGCUACGCAAGGCCCGCAGCCUUCUCUACCAGUUCCGCCUCUUACCCAGGAUCCCAUGCAGCCUACACGACCUUUGUAAACUGUGUGGCCCAGGGAUGUGGGACAGCCGCUACAUCCCCACUGUGGAGUGUUCGGGUGAACACCCAGACUCGCAGAGCUGCCCCUAUGGAGGCACCUCCACCCCUCAGCCCUCCUCACCCUCCCCUUCUUCCUCACCUUCACCAAACACCACCCCCACGCCUCCACCGGAGGGCAAGAAAGGAUCCAAAACCCGGGAUAUUUUCACCUUCCGGAAACAGUCCUGAGGUGGAGGUUACGGGGAGUUAGUCCAGCAAAGGUUUGAAUCCAUCUGCCGGAUUCCUGAACUAUUUGUUGCCCUCUGACUCCUCUCUCCGCAGUCCCUGCCUCUAGUUCCACUAUCGUAAUGUGGAUUUGUGUCACUCAAUCCUUUCCUGUGGUGCAUUGUGGAACGAUGCCUUUACCAGAAUGUUAUUUUGAACGUUCGACUGAAUCUGCAAUGGUCAUGGUUUGCUGUUCGACAGGCUGGAGGUCAAGAAGCUGCUUUCCUCUCAGAGCAGAAUGGACAAUCACCAGCCACUAUGUUGGUCUGGAGCUACUUCAGGUUUUCCUCCGCUGCUGGCUUGGCAUACUUCCAUGGGCUUUGUGGGCAGAGGGUCACUCAAGGGUCUGAGGCAACCGGCCUGAAUUCUCUCUGACUCUGACCAUGGGUCAAAUGAAACUGAAGAACCCUUCAUAGGACUUGAACUAGAACUAUUAAAAAUGUUCCUGUGUUCUCACAGUGGAAUAUUUGUGUGAAUAUCAAAUUUAUGUGUGCAUAUCUCACGUCGGUCAGAACAGGACAUUUUUAACAUGAAAUCCAAACCCGUGGUGUUGACAAAGAAAUGUUGACCCAAAAAGUGAAUGUUUGCGUUUAUAUGAACACUUACAAAAAUAUUUAGCAAUACUAUAUCUUUGCAUGAAAGAUUCUUUCCAUAUAGAGGGCAAAAGAAUGUUUUUAUGGAAAACACGUAAGCCCAAAACAGAGGUAAGAAUUUGUUUACAUUACAAAAACUCACAGCGUGAUAGGGCUCUGCAUAUCUCCUCAUCGGAUUGUGGAAACAUUCCCCUAAUUUCUCUCUGUUCAAAUGGUGUUCACCAUUUCCAUACGUUUCCCUCUGACAGACACAGAUGUUCACAUUACCUGUCGUGCAAUAGGAGCUUCACCAUUCACACGUUAGCAUCACAAGAUAUAUACGUAGUUUUCUGUCUGAGGAUUUGCAAGGGAUACUGACGGCCCCGUCUGCCAAAGUGAGCGUAGAUCAUGUUUUAUCUCGACAGAGAAAUCGAUGGCCUCCUUUUUUACUUGAAGUUUUUUCUUCUGUGUUGAACCACGUUUAGGCAGGAUAGUGAAAAAUCAGCAGUGUUUGUUUUUGUUCUCCUACCCUCAUCAUCAUCAUCUCCACUCUCACCUGAAAAUGAAUGAUAAGGCACUAUCAACUCUCAGAAUCAGUCCACAGGAAUGUAUCUGUUUUUUUGCUUCUUCUCACUCGACUAGGGUGAGUGAGAAACUCCUAUGUAAGCAUGGGUAUGUGUGUGUACGCGUGUGUGUGUACGCGUGUGUGUGUACGCGUGUGUGUGUGUGUGUGUGCGUGCGUGUGUGUGUGUGUAUACACUGGAGUGACCUCUAAACAUCUGGUAAUGAGUUGGAGAACAGCCUUACAAGGCUUCCCCUCUGACCAGUCUCUUUAAUUAUAGCAGCCAUCCUGGGGAGAAGCAGGGAGAGGAGAGAAGAGAGAAAGAGCUGGUCGUCUGGGCUCCUGAGAGGAAAACGCAAGAGAGAGAGAGAUUAAGAGAAAGGGGAUAAUUUUGGGCUCCUACAAAGAUAUAUAGUGAUCUGCAUCUUGCCUCUGUGAUUUGCAAGUCCCAGAUGUAAAGAUGGCACUUGGAGAAUUUUCCCCCUGAAAGCGUCUGAGUGACACACCUGGGGAAGGAGACAUCUUCAAAUUGGUGCUAAAACGUAACAUUAACAUUACCACCCCCCCCUUCACUCUUUCGCUUUCUCCCUUUUGGCCUCUGGCUUUCUCACCCAGCGAGCAGUUUCUGCAAAUGACAUUCAUAAUUGCUCUUUUUCCUCUUACUUAUCGUGUGCAGCUGUUCGCCGUAAAUGCUCGCAGAGUUUUGGAGAUUGGGCGGCUGUGUUUAAAUGAGCUGAGUCAGAGAUGCGCGAUGGGAUAAUCACACUUUCUCUCUCUCUAUCUGUGUGUGUGUGUGUGUGUGUGUGUGUGUGUGUGCGUGCGUGUCCAUGAUCUCAUGAUUUUUAUUGAAGUCUUCAUAGAAAUCACAUUGUGUGCACAGGCAAUGUAAGUCACAGGUUAUAAUUGAUGACAACUCCUGCUUUAAAGGGGCUGUGACCAGUCAACACUGAAUGUACUAUGUUUGCUGUUCAGCUCUAUGAUAUGUUGAUAUGACUGUACACAUCACAGAAAAAAGAACAUAUUCCUGUUCUUGGUAUUAUUAAUAAAAAUAAAUGCAGUCGUACUUGAA
Messenger RNA from Scophthalmus maximus (turbot), 6439 nucleotides. It is a transcript of the gene tbc1d16, whose product is annotated as TBC1 domain family, member 16. Gene Ontology annotation, cellular component: early endosome. Lineage: Eukaryota; Metazoa; Chordata; Actinopteri; Pleuronectiformes; Scophthalmidae. The coding region runs from base 1942 to 4200 and encodes 752 amino acids. Gene Ontology annotation, biological process: activation of GTPase activity. The transcript has 13 exons. Gene Ontology annotation, molecular function: GTPase activator activity. The record is from RefSeq and is a predicted model, not a curated record.